Molecule: messenger RNA, 1632 nt
Organism: Cutaneotrichosporon cavernicola
Lineage: Eukaryota; Fungi; Basidiomycota; Tremellomycetes; Trichosporonales; Trichosporonaceae
Exons: 9
Coding region: 1-1632 (543 amino acids)
Biological process (GO): transmembrane transport
Cellular component (GO): membrane
Molecular function (GO): transmembrane transporter activity
Source: RefSeq, a predicted model, not a curated record
AUGUCCUCGGUUGAAAAGGAGAAGGGCGUCGGGGAGGGGCAGUUACGCGUCGGGGAGGCUGGGUUCGACGAUGUCGUCGCACACCGCCUCGAGGAGAUGGGAUACAAGCAGGAGCUGAAGCGCAAUCUCGGCAUGGUCGCUGUCCUCGGUCUGUCGUUUGCGAUCAUGGCAGUCCCGUUCGGCACGUCGACGACGUUCCCCAUCGCGCUCGUCGACGGUGGGCCCGUCACGAUCCUGUACGGCUGGAUUCUUGUGUCGCUCAUUUCGUGCUGUAUGGCCGCGUCGCUGGCUGAAGUUUGUUCGGUGUAUCCCACCUCGGGCGGUGUUUACUACUGGGCUGCCAUGCUCUCGACGCCAAAGUACCAGGCAUUCUCGUCGUAUCUCACUGGCUGGCUCGGCACAGUAGGAAACUGGACGGUCACUGCCUCGAUUACGUUUGGUGGCUCACAGCUCAUCCUCGCUGCCGUCACGCUCUUCCACGACGACUAUGUCCCAACUGCUUGGCAGACCGUGCUGGUCUACUGGGCCUCUCUCCUCGGUUCGCUGGCCAUCAACAUCCUAUAUAACCGCCACCUCGACAAGCUCAACACCAUCUGUCUGUACUGGACCGGCGCGUCGGUGAUUAUUAUCAUCGUCACGCUCCUCACUCGCGCCGAAAAGAGAAACUCGGCCAAGUUUGCCUUCUCUCACUUUGAUGCCAGCCUCUCCGGAUGGCCACAGGCAUGGUCGUUCUUCGUCGGCCUCCUCCAGGCCGCCUACACCCUCACUGGGUACGGUAUGGUCGCUGCCCUGUGUGAGGAAGUACACUCGCCGCAGAAGGAGGUGCCAAAGGCCAUGGUGUAUAGUGUUAUCGCAGCCGGUAUCACGGGUAUUGUUUAUCUCCUCCCAAUCAUUUUUGUGCUGCCCGUCGACAAGAUCGAGUACCUCCUUGACGUGCCGUCCCUCCAGCCCAUGCCCGAACUGUACAAGAUUGUGACCCGGAGCGCGGCAGGUGCAAUGUGUCUCCUCACCCUCAUUCUUGGCAUUUGGUUCUUUGCAGCGGUCGGCUCGCUCACCGCCGCCUCGCGCUGCACCUGGGCAUUCAGCCGUGACGGCGGUAUCCCACUCUUCAAAGUGUGGCGUAAAGUCAACACGCACUACGACGUGCCCCUCAACUCGCUCAUCCUCUCCACGAUUGUUUGCGCCCUCCUGGGCCUCAUCUACUUGGGCUCCUCGGCAGCCUUCAACGCCUUCACGGGCGUGGCGACCAUCUGCCUCGGAUGCUCGUACGCGUUCCCCAUCCUCUGUUCUCUCCUCCGCCGCCGCAAGAUGGUCCGCAACGCCCCCUACUCGCUCGGCAAGUUUGGCUGGGUCAUUAACUCCAUCACCGUCAUCUGGAUCACCUUCACCAUCGCACUGUUCUGCAUGCCCACUUCUAUUCCAGUGACGCCCCAGACGAUGAACUAUGCGUCGGUGGUGUUUGCGGGUUUCUCGGCCAUUGCCGCGCUGUGGUACGUCACCUACGGACAUAAGAACUACAAGGGCCCGCAGGUUGCCGUGCUUGCGCGCCGGAUGAGUCUUUCGAGCGACCAUGGUGACCGCCGCGCGAGCAUGGCCAGCCAUCGUAGCGUGGGCGAGAUCUUGGCUCAGUAA